ACUCUCUGCUCUUUGGAGGAAUGCAUCAGAAACAAUAAUUAAAGAGCAUUCUCACAUGGUAUGCUCCUUUGCCAUGGUAAACUCUGGAGUUAAAAAAAGAUUUCACACAUCUGACAUUGAUAUCAAUUUUCACUGAAUUUCUACAUUCUCAAUGAAGAUAAGUCAGCGCCUAGAAAGACAAUAUGUUUCAAACAGUUGUUCAAAUGGAUUCCAAACAAUUGCCCAGCCAAACAAUACAAGCAAUUGAUGCCAAGUACAAAGGUAGAACUGUGAAGGAAACCCAGCUGAACUGCUUCUACACUUGUCCAGGAGGCACCAAUUAUGGUAACAGGCGGGCAGUCCUUACACAUGGCCUUCCCAAUGCCAAUACAGACGGCUUGGCUCCAGAGCACAUACCAAGUCCGGGGGCUGCCCUGUCGUGGCAGGCAGCAAUCGACGCGGCCAGACAAGCCAAAGCCGCUGCGAUGAUGGGCAACAAUAUGGUCUCUACAGCCAACUCAACCCAAAGGAAAAGACAACAGUACAGCAAGCAGAAAAAACAAGUUAACGCUGCGACCACACGGCCACCACGGGCUCUCUUCUGUUUGACACUUAAGAACCCUGUAAGGCGAGCAUGUAUCAAUAUAGUCGAAUGGAAGCCAUUCGAAAUCAUUAUCCUUCUAACUAUUUUCGCUAAUUGUGUGGCCUUAGCUGUCUACAUACCGUUCCCAGAAGACGACUCGAAUGCAACCAAUUCCAACCUGGAGCGAGUGGAAUAUCUGUUUCUCAUCGUUUUUACAGUGGAAGCAUUUUUGAAAGUAAUAGCUUAUGGACUUCUCUUUCACCCCAAUGCGUACCUCAGGAAUGGCUGGAAUUUACUAGAUUUCAUUAUAGUGGUUGUAGGGCUUUUUAGUGCUAUUUUAGAGCAAGCAACCAAAACAGAGGGAAUUAACCCAAUUGGAGGUAAAGCUGCUGGAUUUGAUGUCAAAGCUCUGAGGGCAUUCAGAGUCCUACGACCGUUACGCCUUGUGUCGGGGGUUCCUAGCCUCCAGGUGGUAUUAAACUCAAUCAUCAAGGCUAUGGUCCCAUUGUUACACAUUGCUUUGUUGGUGCUGUUUGUAAUUAUCAUCUAUGCCAUUAUAGGAUUAGAACUCUUCAUGGGUAAAAUGCACAAAACCUGCGUCAAGAAUGGAACAGAAAUAAAUGCGGACGAUGAGCCCGCACCCUGCAGCUUAAAUAUCGGACACGGCCGUCGCUGUUCAAAUGAAACUUUCUGCAAAAGUGGAUGGAUCGGCCCUAAUGAUGGAAUUACUAAUUUCGAUAAUUUUGCCUUUGCUAUGUUAACCGUCUUUCAGUGCAUCACCAUGGAGGGCUGGACUGAUGUGUUAUACUGGAUGCAGGAUGCCAUGGGCUAUGAGUUACCUUGGGUCUAUUUUGUGAGCCUGGUCAUCUUUGGAUCCUUUUUCGUUUUAAAUCUGGUUCUUGGUGUGUUAAGUGGCGAGUUUUCCAAAGAGAGGGAGAAGGCCAAGGCCCGCGGAGAUUUUCAAAAGCUAAGGGAAAAACAACAGUUAGAGGAAGACCUCAAAGGUUAUCUAGACUGGAUUACCCAAGCUGAAGAUAUCGAUCCAGAAAAUGAAGAUGAAGGAAUGGAUGACGAUAAACCAAGAAACCUGAGCAUGCCUACCAGUGAAACUGAAUCUGUGAACAAUGAAAAUGUGGCUGGUACAGAAUUAGAAGAUUUGAACUGCUGUGCUAGACUUGGGCACAGAAUCUCCAAGUCGAAGUUCAGCCGAUAUUGUCGAAGGUGGAAUCGAUUUUGCAGGCGAAAGUGUCGCGCUGGAGUGAAGUCAAAUGUAUUUUAUUGGCUUGUAAUAUUUCUAGUAUUCCUCAACACCCUUACCAUUGCUUCUGAGCACUACAACCAGCCCAACUGGCUAACCCUUGUUCAAGAUACAGCAAAUAAAGUGCUUUUGGCACUUUUCACCGGUGAAAUGCUACUUAAGAUGUACAGUCUCGGAUUACAAGCUUAUUUUGUAUCACUUUUUAACCGUUUUGACUGCUUCAUUGUAUGUGGGGGAAUCCUUGAGACUAUUCUAGUGGAGACCAAGAUUAUGUCCCCACUUGGCAUUUCAGUGCUUCGCUGUGUGCGACUUCUACGGAUAUUUAAAAUUACAAGGUACUGGAAUUCCUUGAGUAAUCUGGUGGCUUCUCUUUUGAACUCAGUCCGAUCAAUUGCUUCUUUGUUACUGCUCCUCUUCCUUUUUAUCAUAAUUUUUUCUCUCCUGGGCAUGCAACUUUUUGGAGGAAAGUUCAAUUUUGAUGAGAUGGAAACUAAACGGAGUACAUUUGAUAACUUUCCUCAGUCCCUUCUCACUGUUUUCCAGAUCCUGACUGGUGAAGACUGGAACUCAGUGAUGUAUGAUGGGAUAAGGGCCUAUGGAGGACCAUCUUUUCCAGGAAUGUUGGUCUGCAUUUACUUCAUCAUUCUCUUCAUCUGCGGGAACUAUAUACUUUUAAAUGUAUUUUUGGCCAUUGCUGUGGACAAUCUGGCAGAUGCUGAAAGUUUGACUUCUGCCCAGAAGGAAGAGGAAGAAGAAAAAGAACGCAGAAAACUAGCAAGGAACUCGAGUCCAGAGAAAACAGCAGAUAUUGAAAAGAAGCCCAUAGAUGAGGAAAAGAAAGAAGAAAAAAUUGAGCUAAAGACAAUCACUGCUGAUGGAGAUGUGCCACCUGCUACAAAGAUUGGAUUGGAUGACUACCAGGUUGAAGAGAAUGAAGAGAAAAAUCCUUACCCAUCCAAUGAAUUUCCAGGUGAUGAUGACGAAGAAGAACCGGAAAUGCCAGUCGGACCACGCCCUCGUCCUCUUUCCGAACUACAUAUAAAAGAGAAGGCUGUCCCCAUGCCUGAUGCUAGCGCUUUUUUUAUCUUCAGUACCACUAACAGGUUCCGAGUGCUAUGCCACAGAAUCGUCAAUGACAACAUUUUUACAAAUCUCAUCUUAUUCUUCAUCCUAUUGAGUAGUGUUUCUCUAGCAGCAGAAGAUCCUGUACAUCAGGACACCAAAAGAAACCAAGUCCUUACCUAUGCAGAUUAUGUCUUCACUAGUAUCUUUACAGUGGAAAUUAUAUUAAAGAUGACCGCCUAUGGGGCUUUCAUUCACAAGGGUUCCUUCUGCAGAAAUUACUUCAACAUACUUGACCUGGUGGUGGUUAGCGUCUCUCUCAUUUCUUUUGGAAUGCACUCCAGUGCAAUAGCAGUGGUGAAGAUUCUUCGAGUGCUACGAGUAUUGCGACCUUUGAGAGCCAUUAACAGAGCAAAGGGAUUGAAGCACGUUGUUCAGUGUGUGUUUGUGGCCUUAAGGACGAUCGGUAAUAUCGUAAUAGUGACCACAUUAUUACAGUUCAUGUUUGCAUGUAUUGGAGUACAGCUUUUCAAGGGUAAAUUGUACAGCUGUACUGAUGAAUCCAAACAGAAGGAAUUUGAAUGCAGAGGCCAGUAUAUUUUGUACAAAGAAGGGGAUGUAAAUCAACCUAUGAUAAAAGAUCGAGAAUGGAAGAAUAGUGCAUUCAACUUUGAUAGUGUUCCCUCUGCUAUGAUGGCCCUGUUCACUGUAUCUACUUUUGAAGGCUGGCCACAGUUGCUUUAUCGAGCUAUUGAUUCUCAUACAGAGGAUACUGGUCCCAUUUACAACUACAGAGUGGAGAUAUCCAUAUUUUUCAUUAUUUAUAUCAUUGUUAUUGCCUUCUUCAUGAUGAAUAUCUUCGUGGGUUUCGUCAUUGUCACAUUUCAGGAACAGGGAGAACAAGAAUACAAAAACUGUGAGCUGGACAAAAAUCAGCGGCAAUGUGUGGAGUAUGCCCUCAAAGCUCGGCCUCUACGUCGUUAUAUCCCAAAGAAUCCUUAUCAAUACAAAGUGUGGUAUGUGGUUAAUUCCACAUACUUUGAAUACCUGAUGUUUGUCCUUAUAUUGCUGAACACUAUUUGCUUGGCAAUGCAGCACCACGGCCAGUCAUCAACCUUUAGCCAAGCCAUGGAUGUCCUUAAUAUGCUUUUCACCGGACUCUUCACAGUUGAAAUGAUUUUGAAGUUAAUCGCUUUCAAGCCCAGAGGUUACUUUAGUGAUCCCUGGAAUGUUUUUGACUUCCUCAUCGUAAUUGGCAGCAUUAUAGACGUCAUUCUGAGUGAGAUCAAUCACUAUUUUUGUGAUGCAUGGAACACAUUUGACGCCUUAAUUGUUGUGGGUAGCGUUGUUGAUAUAGCAAUCACAGAGGUGAACCCAGCUGAAAAUAACCCAUCCACUUCCACCCCCAUGGUUCUUCAGAAUUCAGAUGAGAACUCGAGGAUUUCCAUCACGUUCUUCCGUCUUUUCCGAGUAAUGCGCCUGGUGAAACUGCUCAGUCGAGGUGAGGGAAUCCGAACUUUGCUCUGGACCUUUAUCAAAUCAUUCCAGGCACUACCAUACGUUGCUCUUCUGAUAGUUAUGCUAUUUUUCAUCUAUGCUGUGAUUGGAAUGCAGGUAUUUGGUAAGAUUGCCAUUAAUGAUGGGACUCACAUUAACAGGAACAACAAUUUCCAAACCUUUCCACAAGCUGUUCUGUUGCUCUUCAGAUGUGCUACAGGUGAAGCCUGGCAGGAGAUUAUGUUAUCUUGUCUCCCAGGAAAACCUUGCGAAAGAGAGUCACCACUUCAUGAGCAAGAUUACACCUGUGGAACCUAUUUUGCUGUUUUUUAUUUUAUUAGUUUCUACAUGCUGUGUGCCUUCUUGAUCAUUAACCUUUUUGUGGCUGUAAUCAUGGAUAACUUUGACUAUUUAACACGAGAUUGGUCUAUUCUUGGUCCUCAUCAUCUGGAUGAAUUUAAGAGAAUCUGGGCUGAGUAUGACCCUGAGGCCAAAGGCCGCAUCAAGCAUUUGGAUGUAGUUACACUCCUUAGACGGAUACAGCCACCUUUAGGAUUUGGCAAGCUGUGCCCACAUAGAGUGGCCUGCAAACGUUUGGUAUCCAUGAAUAUGCCUUUAAACAGUGAUGGUACAGUUAUGUUCAAUGCAACCCUCUUUGCUUUGGUUCGAACUGCAUUAAGAAUCAAAACUGAAGGAAAUUUGGAACAAGCAAAUGAAGAACUUCGGGCAAUUAUCAAGAAAAUAUGGAAACGUACGAGUAUGAAGUUGCUGGAUCAAGUUGUGCCACCAGCAGGAGAUGAUGAAGUUACUGUUGGGAAGUUCUACGCCACAUUCCUAAUCCAGGAUUAUUUCAGAAAAUUUAAGAAGCGCAAGGAACAAGGCACUGUUGGGAAAGCAGUGCAGAAAAAUGCACUUUCUUUACAGGCGGGUCUGCGUACUUUGCAUGACAUUGGCCCUGAGAUUCGUCGAGCCAUAUCUGGGGACCUGACAGCAGAAGAAGAACUAGAGAAAGCAAUGACAGAAGCUGCUUCAGCUGCAUCUGAGGAUGAUAUCUUCAGGAGGGCAGGUGGCUUAUUUGGUAACCAUGUUGGCUAUUAUCCAACUGAUGGUAGAAGCACCUUCCCUCAGACUUUCACCACUCAGCGUCCUUUGCACCUCAAUAAAUCAGGAAUUUCUCAAGCUGAGGCCGAGUCACCAUCCCACGAGAAACUGGUUGAUUCAACAUUCACUCCAAGCAGCUAUUCCUCGAAUGGGUCAAAUGCCAACAUUAACAAUGCGAACAAUACUGCAAUAUCCAGAUUUCCAAGUCCAGUCAAUUAUCAAAGCACUGUGAGUACAGUGGAUGGCCAUGGCAAUUCCCUAACUUCAGCACUCUUAUUGCAAGGCACAGCAUGGAAAAUCAAUCCCAAAAGGACAUGGUAUUAUGAAACACUUAUCCGCUCUUAUUCUGAAGAUAGUCAAUUGCCCAUCAUUCAGCGAGAGGAAGUAUCCCCCGAUGAGACAUGUGAUGAAGACUUCAAUAAAGAUACUGAUUGCUGCAAUGAAGAGAGCAUGUUCUCUUCACAAUUAAUUUCCUAUCAAGAAGAAUGUGGUGAUAAUCAGCUGGGUCCAUCAACAGAUUGCUGCGAUAAAGACAGCUUUUCUCCUUCAAAGGGGCUACUUUCAGCAACAUCAUUAGGAAGAAGAUCGUCAUUUCACCUUGAGUGCCUGAGGAGACGGAAAAGUCAAGGCUUGGACAUAACUUUCACACCACCACUCUCUCAAAAGACUGCACUACCACUUCAUUUAAUUCAGCACCAGGCACUGGCAGUGGCAGGUCUAAACCCAUUGGUAAGAAGAAGCCAUUCUCCAACUCAAUUUUCCAGACUCUGUGCAACGCCUCCAGCAACUCCAUGCAGUACACGGAGAUUAAAACAGCAUAUUCCAGCGUUAUUUGUAGAUGGCAUUGAAUCGUAUGAGAAACUAAACAGCAGCCUUCCAUCUGUAAACUGUAGUUCCUGGUGCUCUGACAACACAAAUAGAAGUGUCAGAAAGGCCAGGCCAGUCUCCCUGACUGUACCCUCUCCCUUCAGGGAAAAGGGACCUGACUGUCACGGCAGUGCUAGUAGCUUAGUAGAGGCGGUUCUGAUCUCAGAGGGGCUUGGUCGAUAUGCACGAGACCCAAAAUUUGUUGAGGCAACAGCCCAUGAAAUUGCUGAUGCCUGUGAUAUGACAAUCGAGGAGAUGGAAAAUGCUGCAGACAACCUGCUCAAUGGGAACACUAAGGCAAGCCCAAAUGGCAAUCUGUUACCCUUUGUAAACUGCAGGGAGCACCAGCAACAGGAAAUUGUGCAAGUGUGCAUGGAAGUGGAGCAGGACCAUGGGAAAAAUGAGGAGGAAUUUACAGAUGAGAUGGAUUAUGUAAGCACUCUGUAGUGACAGGAAAUAGUUUUUAUUAUUUGCUUAAAUCAGUUUGUUUCAGAAGUGCCUCACUGUUCUUGUGACCUGAAGUAACCAGAACAGCUGCUUUCUUCAUUUGCUGUUGUAAAUUGGGAGUAGAGCUGUUAAAGCUCUGAGGUUUUUUUAAAAAAAAAUUAAAACUGUUAUAAAAAUCAUGACUUCAGGUAGCAAAAUGGCAUUACUUUUGAACCUGCAGCAGAGACACUACCCAACAUCUCAAAUUUGCUAAAAACAUGUCAGGGUCAUGGGAGUGUAGGUGGGACCCUGAGUAUCCUGGGUGUCUUAAAGGAGUUGUUUGUAUAUUUGAAUGGUUGGCCAAACAUUAUCCUGAUUUUUUUUUUGUUUAAUAGAUAGGAAUGCUAAGAGGACACAUACAAGCACAUGUAUACACACAAAGUAUAUUUUGUGAGGAAUUUGUCCCUCCUGCCACAGAAUACCUCAGAAAGCAAAAUCCCGUAUACUCUGAUUUCUUUAAAAGAGAUGGAUGGUCUAUUGGGAAGUGAUUAAUGAAGAAAUGUCUAGAACUAGUGGGUGUCUUUAGCUAUCCCUGAUAUAGCUUUUGAUGAUGGAGAACUUGUUGGUAUGAUAGCCUCUCUGGGAGUGCUUACAGUAUAUCCUUCUUUACCGCUCAGUCAUGAACUGCUGGUGUUCAGUUCAUAUGUUCUUUUCCACUAAGAUUGCAUUCUGAAUCCAGGGUCAAUUCUUACUUUGAUGUGGCUUAUUUUGUGUUUUAGCAAUCUUUGGCCAGCCACUUCCUACUUUUUUCAUUUGUUGUGAUUGAUUUUUUUCUUCAAUUCUUUAUUGUUUUGUAAUUCACUGAGGAGUUCAUUAUUAAGUGGAAUCAUCCCUGUGUUCCUGUAGUUUGCAUCCCCUAAUGGAAAAAAAAUUACAUUUUAGGGAAUUACACAUUAUUUAAUAUCAGUAACUUUCAGUAUCAUAGUUCCAAGUAAACACAUACCAUCUACCCAUGGACUGCUCAGAUCUUGCAUGGCAUUUCAAAUCAAUUUUAAUUUUAGUUAAACACUUGAACAGUUAACCUGUGGCAGAUUUUUUAUUGAAGUGGUGAUUAAUCGGUCUAUUGUCAAAAACUCAUCCCCUUGCGUGCCACAAGAUAUGCAAAAACAAUGCAAUAAGGUGUUACUGUAAUCAAGACUAUAAACAUAUUAACUUAAAAACAUAGAUUAUAUAUGUAUGAAUGUGUGUAUAUAUGCAUCACACUGAAUAGAUAUAACUAUGAAUUUAUAUAUAAAUAUUAUAUUCACUGUGAUGUUUCUUGUACUUGUUUUUGUUUAAAAACCUGUAAUACUUGAAUUCAGGUCAGUUGAAGUAUUUGAAAAAAAGACAAAAAAAAACAGUGCAUUUUUAAUGAAUUUAUUGAAUACGCUGGUGUAUAUUUGAUGCAUGGAAACCACUCAAGUAUUCAAGUCUGCCAAGCUAUAGAAUAUAUAUGUAUAAAUAUAUAUACUUAUUUUAACUUCUAAAAGAUUUCUAAAUCUGAAGCAAGUAAACAUUUUUAAUGGAAAUUAAAAGUGUACAUAUUGUUGUUACUAUGAUAUGGCAUCUAUACCUAGUUAACAAAUACUGAUUUUGCAUAUCUUGUGUUCAUUUGUCGUUGUAUUGAUUGUUGCUUUUAGUUUUCACCCCAUCUUGCAACCUCUCAGAACACAUGGGAGUUUCUUCAAGGAAAUGAUUAUUUAUGUAUUUAGUUUAUUUUUGUUUCCUUUGACUCUUUCAAGUGGCAGCAACCUGUUCUUGUGCCUUUAAUAAAUUGGAAUCUCAGCUUUAUCUUUAAAUUGUAAAUUUCACAAGUCUGUUUGGUUCCCAACAGGGAGCCUGUGUUUUCUAGAGUGGGGAAAAAAGCUUGUAGAAUGUAUCGAAAACAUAUAGAUAAAAACUGAGUAUAUUAAUGCCACUUUGGUUAGCACAUUUUAUUCAAAAAUUCCUUUACUUCUCCCAUUAAGGAUUUUUCACUAAUGAAGAAAGAUUUAUUACUUUUCACAUACAUACCUAAAUUAUGAGAUAAAUUAAAUUGUAUGUGUAGACCUAUAUUCAACCAGAUGGUGUCAUUGCAUUCAACAUGCACUGCAAGGAAAUUAAGAAAAGGCAACCCUGCUGUUUGAAAACAGAAACUGCAGUGUUCUGAAUUGGUUCCUUGCAUCACUUAAAAUUAUUUGCAAUGACCUUGGUCUUGAAAUUGUCUAAACACAGUUCUAAAAAAUACAUUAUUUAGCGACAUGAAUUUCUGAAAAUAUUAAUCAAAUAACCUUCAUUUUGUAUAUUAAAUGUGAGAAAUGAGAGGUGUGAAGGUUCUAGCAUCAUAAAUAUGAAAUACAUAAUCAAUCUGCUGCUAAAGGCAUCAUUAGGUAUGCUAAUCUAACCUAAGUUGCACAUUAUAAUUAUUAAUUUAAAGUAGAUUUUUAUGUAAUUUAUAAUCUGAUCUUUCUCAUGGUGAAAGCUAUGGAGAAUAUCCUUUAAACUCAAUGGCAGCAUAAUUGUGUGAGAACUGAUUUUCAAAUGCAAGUAUUUUUCCUGAAAAAUCUGUCUAAUAGUCAAACUGAUCUCCAUGUACAGAGAAAACACCAUGCAACAAACAUCUUGUUUGACCUUGAUAUUUAUUUUAUGGUUUAGGUGAAAACAAAUUACGUCCAACACACCUAAUCUGAGUAGAAAAUAUUUUCCAAUAACUCAAAAACUAUACAUCUUGCCUGUACAAUACCUAUAAAAUAUUUAUAAGAUAUUAAUAAAAUAUUCCUGUUAAUUUAA
This is a messenger RNA of Mobula hypostoma (lesser devil ray), 9581 nucleotides long. It is a transcript of the gene cacna1c, whose product is annotated as calcium channel, voltage-dependent, L type, alpha 1C subunit. The transcript is spliced from 49 exons. Lineage: Eukaryota; Metazoa; Chordata; Chondrichthyes; Myliobatiformes; Myliobatidae. Bases 183 to 6794 code for a protein of 2203 amino acids. The record is from RefSeq and is a predicted model, not a curated record. Gene Ontology annotation, biological process: calcium ion import across plasma membrane. Gene Ontology annotation, molecular function: high voltage-gated calcium channel activity. Gene Ontology annotation, cellular component: voltage-gated calcium channel complex; membrane.